Molecule: messenger RNA, 1781 nt
Organism: Clarias gariepinus (North African catfish)
Lineage: Eukaryota; Metazoa; Chordata; Actinopteri; Siluriformes; Clariidae
Gene: ogfod2
Product: 2-oxoglutarate and iron-dependent oxygenase domain containing 2
Exons: 7
Coding region: 350-1282 (310 amino acids)
Molecular function (GO): iron ion binding; L-ascorbic acid binding; oxidoreductase activity, acting on paired donors, with incorporation or reduction of molecular oxygen
Source: RefSeq, a predicted model, not a curated record
GCGUUCUGGAACGUUCUGUAUCUCAACACAGUGACGUAAACAUUGUAAAAGAUCUGGAUAUGAUGGGCCUUUAUUCCAGAUCCUCCAGUCAUCUGUUAGGUUCUCUCUCUUGGUUUGGGUCGUUUGUAAUUCUGGAAUUUUUAUUAAUCUGGAGUUAUAAUAUAUAUAGUUUAUAAUAAUAUAAUAAUUCGCAUUCUGGAACCUGAAUCUUUAAUAAAAAUUACAUCUGGGUCUUACGUUCUAUAAUUCACACUCUGCCACCUCAGUCUUCUAAUAACUCACAUCUACUGUAUAAUAAGUGACAUUGCUGAAGCUUCCAAAACUCACAUCUGGAUCCAUCUGGAGUCGUAUGAUCGGUCACGUUUUGGAUACUGAGAUCCUCCAGUCGCUGGGUUGUACCACUGACACCCAGUACAAUGCUGUUCUCGAAAAAAUCCGCGCUGAAGUCGAGAGGCGCCGGGAUCUCUCCGCACAGUCAGCAAAGAGAAAAUCAAUUAUCAGGGAGACUUACAAACCCCUUCAUCAGCACGUAUAUAGCUUACAGGAAUCCUACUUGGCUCCUGAGUUUGUAGAAAUCGUGAAGUACAGUCGUGGAGACGGCGCUAGCACAGACGGCAUGCUGGAGCUCAUCACCAUAGAGGCUGCACCCAGGGUGUAUCGUUUCCCGGUGUUCACACAGGAGUUCUGCAAUGAUCUGCUAGAAGAGCUGGAGCAUUUCGAGCACUCCGAGGCUCCAAAGGGUCGACCGAACACCAUGAACAACUACGGGAUCCUCCUGAACGAGCUCGGGUUCGACGAGGGUUUGAUUGCUCCGCUGAGAGAGCUGUACCUGAAGCCCCUGUGCGCGCUGCUGUACCCGGACUGCGGAGGGAAAUGGCUGGACAGCCACAAGGCCUUUAUCGUGAAAUACGCGCUGGGUGAAGACCUGGACCUCAGCUACCACUACGAUAACGCUGAGGUCACUCUAAACCUCUCACUCGGAAAACACUUCACUGAAGGCAACCUCUACUUCGGGGACAUGAGACAGGUGCCCUUGAGCGAGACGGAGUGUGUGGAAGUGGAGCACCACGUGACAGAGGCCUUGCUCCACCGUGGACAGCAGAUGCACGGCGCUCUGCCCAUCACAUCUGGGUGCCGCUGGAACCUGGUGAUUUGGAUGCGGGCGUCGCGCCAGAGGAACCGCCUCUGCCCCAUGUGCGACCGAACGCCACGACUGCAGCCUAGCGACGGCUACGGGGACGGUUUCACCCAGGAGGACGCUGGGCUGUGCGCUUUAACUUGAGUGUUUGUAAAGUUUAAAGGAGCGGUUUGGCUUUAUUAAGUGGGAGUUGCAAUGAAUGAAAGCAAACUGCAUUUUAUGCAAGCAUUGCACUGCAUAUCGUACUGUGUAUGACUGUGUAUGUGACAAAUAAAAUUUGAAUUCGAAUUUGAACUGUCACAUCCUGUAUACACCUUCUUAUGUGUUAAUGAAAAGGGUUCUGCGUCAAAAACAAAUGAAACACAAAAAUCCUCGGAUCACAUUGUAUUUGUAAAAUCUGCCAACUUCCUUUAGUUUGUUCAUUAAACAAGUCAACAAUCGCAUUCCUACAGCUUUAAGGCUUAAAUCUUCUGAAUCUUCUGACGUGUCACUUCAGGAUGUUUUUCCUUCAGCACCAUCGCCCUCAGGGACAUAAUGAUCAUCAUCAGACCAUAUCGUUUCCUCACUCGUUAUACAGUAUAUUUCAUUCUGUAAAGCUGCUUUGUGACGAUGACCGUUUGUUAAAUGUGAUAUAUAAAUAAAA